AUUAAGUCCAUCCAAAGAAGUCCAUGGAAAUGCAAGCCGACCUUUUGAAAAUAUUAAGCAUUCUUGAAUGCUUAUAGAUUCUUGCGAAUGAUGCUAAAUGCCAACCAUGUGGGCGAUGAGGAACAUCCAAAGACAUUGUUUGAAGACCAUUUCGCUUCUCCAAAACCAGAAUUUUCUAUUAAGAGGUGUUUCUUCACAUUGUUACGAAAGCAAUAUCAUUAAACCGAGGUCGGUGAAUGAAGUAAACUUCUCUUCCAUCUCCUCAUUAGGUUAUCUUCAUGGGUCCCGGUCGAUGUCAACAACGAGAGGGAGGAGUAUGCGGAGUAAGGUGGAGAAGCGGAUGAGGAGGGAAACAGGGAAGACCCUAAGGGAGAUCAGACGUGCAAAGAAGCUGAGAAAGAAACUGAUGACAGAUGAAGAGAGACUCAUAUACAGCCUUAGAAGAGCCAAGAAGAAAGUGGCUUUGCUCUUACAAAAACUCAAGAAGUAUGAGCUACCAGAGCUACCAGCUCCUCGGCAUGACCCUGAGCUGCUGACUUCAGAGCAGCUCCAGGCCUACAAGAAGAUUGGCUUCAGGAACCGAAAUUACGUGCCUGUUGGUGUCCGUGGAGUCUUCGGGGGUGUUGUCCAAAACAUGCAUCUCCAUUGGAAGUUCCAUGAGACGGUGCAAGUUUGUUGUGAUAACUUCCCAAAGGAAAAAAUCAGAGAGAUGGCGACCAUGCUUGCAAGAUUAAGUGGUGGUAUUGUGGUUAAUGUACACGACGUGAAAACAAUUAUCAUGUUCCGUGGCAGAAACUAUAGGCAGCCGAAGAAUCUGAUACCCAUCAACACCCUGACUAAAAGGAAGGCAUUAUUCAAGGCUAGAUUCGAGCAAGCUCUUGACUCCCAGAAACUAAACAUAAAAAAGCUAGAGCAGCAACUUCGGCGUAUGGGUGUAAAUCCUGAGGACCCUGUUGCCAUGGCCAGCAUCCAAAGAGUAGCAUCUACAUUUUUCCGAGCAAUCGACGAGAAGCAAGGGAGCCCGUAUGUCUUCCAUGGUGACAAACAGCCCAGUUCCGAACCUGACGCAGAUGACGACCCUGCCCCACCUUCUGAGGACAGUGACCAAGAGGAGCUUGACAGAUUCAUAGCCGAAAUUGAAGAUGCAGCUGAUCAGGAAUGGGCGGCUGAGGAAGCUGCAGAAAAAGAAGAGUCGAGUAAGAUAAGGUAUUGGAACAACGAAGACGUGGGGUCCAGAGGCAGAAGGCGUCCCAUGUCGGGAAGUGGGGAUUCAGAGGAUGAGACAAGAGGGAGAGAUUGGAAUAAUACACGCGAUUGGCAAAGGACAACAAAUGUACGUAGAUGGGAUAGUGGUGAUGAAAGUGAUGGGGCGUCGGGUGGAGAUGAAUGGGAUUCGGAUGAUGUGGGUAAGCUGGCUGGUCUGGACAGCGAUGUGGAUGGUUCAGAUAAUGAGUUGAUGGUAUCGAGGGCAGUGGACAGGAAACAGGAGGUCAGGGCUAGGCAUAGGGAAGCUUUUCAGAGAAGUGGUGGUGACAGGUUGAGAGGAAAGAGUGUUGGAGAGGAUGCUGGAUCUGAUAAUAUAUUAGAUGGUUCUGAUGAUGGGUUGUGGGGAUCGGAUGAUGAGGAUGAACGGGAUGUGAGAGUGUCUAAAGUGGGUGAUCAUGAUUACUACAGUGACAGUGACAGUGACAGUGGCAAAGAGAGUGAGGUGAAUGAGGUAAAGGACAUGAAUGGGAAAAGGAUGAAGACACCAAAGCAGGUUGAUGAGACUUGGGACAGUGAUUAGCCUAUGAUAACUGGAGGUAUGCAGUUCCUCUAAAAAUGUAUCUUAUCUAGGAGAGGUUAUAAGGUAUAUUCAAUUCUCAGCUGAAAUAUACAGUGAAGGUUGGGUUUUCAGUUUGUACAAGUGGGACCUUUUUAGUUGAAUUUUGACCAUUUCUGUACUUCCCAAUUUGGCGGUUUUUUGUUCCCUGAUCGGUCUAUGGUCGAACCUUUCAUAUCGACGGCUCGGGUCACCAAGCCAUGGAAACCACUUGUACCAACUCGAAAUUGGGAUGGUACUAUACAAAAUUUGACUAAUUCCUCUAAAGAUGGGGAUGUUUUGAUCAUUUAAAGAGUUGUAAAACUCGGAUUGUAUAAUUGCACUCUUUUUUGUCUUUUUCAAUGUUAUCAUUGACAAAUCCUUAAUUUAAGAUAGAUGUCCCUUUUUUCAUGGAAAUCCAUUACAUUGGAGAUGC
Molecule: messenger RNA, 2237 nt
Organism: Magnolia sinica
Lineage: Eukaryota; Viridiplantae; Streptophyta; Magnoliopsida; Magnoliales; Magnoliaceae
Product: CRM-domain containing factor CFM9, mitochondrial
Exons: 4
Coding region: 98-1786 (562 amino acids)
Molecular function (GO): RNA binding
Source: RefSeq, a predicted model, not a curated record